Messenger RNA from Medioppia subpectinata, 501 nucleotides. The record is from the annotation of a GenBank genome assembly. NCBI's taxonomy places the organism in Eukaryota, Metazoa, Arthropoda, Arachnida, Sarcoptiformes, Oppiidae.
ACUGUUCCCAACAUAUCAUAAAUAGCUUUCAUUUCUAUAACUAUCGGCUUUGGAUCUAAUUUUGAAAAUAAUUUCGUUUAACACUAGCACUCACUUCACUCCUGCCUCUGGGUAUUCGAGAUUGAGAUGUCAUCUCCAGAAGGAUUGUCGUCCUCUGUUUCGGACCCCUUCGUUGAAUAUGUGUUCCCAUCUGUAUUUGAAGAACGCCAUACAUCUCAUACUUCUUGUUGUGAACAAAAUUACAAUCAACUAAAUAAUAAUAAUAAUAAUAAUAAGUGUUCAUCGACUCAACGCAUUCCUGGCUUACAAUCCAAUCGCGAAUAUCAUAUUCAGUCAGAUCUGAGAAAUAGCUAUCACUCCUCUGAAGAUUUGUCCCAUAAUGUCGACGAAUCAAAGCUUUUUGAGACCGAUUUGGAGGCAUGCGGUGGAAGUGGAACUGAAAUAGCGGGUCACGGAUACUACUUUCUACACCACAAUUUUUGCAAAUCAAUGGAUAACUAA